UCUCAAUCCUAAACUCACACACUCUUUCCUCUGGUGAGGAUCUCCACAGGCAGCUGGAGUCUCAUUUGGUCCUUUUGCUCAUGGAGGUCUUCUCUUCUUCUGGCUGCUGACAGAGUCUUUACCUGACAACCGAGAGAGUCCUGCCAGAUAGAAACACACCACACCUUUUUACAUCCUUCAUACAUCCAAGAUGUUUCCUUGGUCUGCUGUCUUCUCCCUUGAGGCCAAAGUGCCGGGUCAGCGAUCCACUGAGGAGCUGGUGACCAACACUCUGAUGCUGGAGCUGGGGGCCAUGGUGAAGCGGACUGAGCGCAUCCGUUUGGAGAGAGCUACCGAGGGCCGGCGCAGGCGCCGGAGCUCCUCCUCCACUGCAGACUACAGCUGGCUGGCAUCCACCCCGACCCCUCAGCCAUACCAGCUCACCCCCAAUGACCUGCUGGAACUGCAGGACCUCUGUGCCAAGAUCCCCCCUGCACAGUGUGGCCCUGUUAUCGUCAGGUUUAGGAGACUUGUUUCACAGAUGGAGCCUGAGGUCCACGAAGUCCCCCGGCUGUUCCGCACAGUGCUACGAGACUGUGUGGAUGAAGUCAACGGAAACGACGAGGUCCAGGCCCAAAGCACGUUUUACGAGAAGCACCAACGCAGCAAGAGCCUCUCCUUUGUUACCUUCCGCACAAAGUUUCGCACUGGGCAAAUGUUCAAGGGGAGCGGCUUGAGGGGCUCCAGGGGGAACCUGCAGCAGCAGGUCGACUGGUCUGAUGAGGAGGAGGAUGGGGAGGGUGAGGAGGAGGCCAUCAGGGACAGAGCAAGGAAGGGGAGGAGCAAGAGCAUGCCAGAGAUCACCCCUCUGGAGCAGAGCGCUCAGGGGUGAGAAGAGGCCCUGGGGUGAUGGAGGGAAGCAGGACUCUUGGUGGAACAGGGAGGAAGGAAGGAAAAAUGGGUAAAUGAUGGAUAUGAAUAAAGACUAAAUAGGCAAGGUUUACAUCAGGGGAACAUUCACCUUUUUCAACAUCUCACUAUAAUGCAGAUAUGAGAUGUAAUAAAAAGGGACUAAAAAAAUCUGUUUCCUUCCAGUUAACUUGAGGCAACCAGGAGCAUUAUUGUUCUGAUUUUAGUCAGUUUAAGGUAUAACAUUAUGCUGAUGGUAAAUUAUCAACCAAUCUGAAACCAUGCAGCAGAUAUCUGAGGCAGAGAAACCAAGGCUAGUGUCUCACAGACAGGUUUCAACUCUGAUAUUUAACAGAAAAACGUUUCUUUACUAUUCCCUCAAAUUUCUUCAUUAAAAUGGCCUAUCAACAUUUGUUUUAGUAAUUUCUAGAAAGGAAACUGUCACCAUGUUGCACAUUGAACUAUAAUGCAUGUUGUGUUGGGUGGACAGCUUUAAUACUGCACAAUGUAUACACUAUAUGAUGAACUGUCCCUUUAAAUCACGUUAUGUAUCAGGGAGAGGUGACUGUCCUGAGCUGAAGGAGGACAUUAGGCUCAGGCUGCUUUCCUGCUAACUCAGCAGAUCCUAUCAGUUAGUGACUACUUGGUCAACAAAGAUCCUGCAAGUGGAAAUCAAUCAUUAUUUUGUAUUACUGUAAAUAUGCGCUCAUAUAUUUUGAGAAAUAGACAAGAAAUGUUGUGAUAUUUUCUGUCAUUAAACAUGUUUUCUCUA
Molecule: messenger RNA, 1660 nt
Organism: Cyprinodon tularosa
Lineage: Eukaryota; Metazoa; Chordata; Actinopteri; Cyprinodontiformes; Cyprinodontidae
Product: RD3 domain-containing protein
Exons: 3
Coding region: 191-871 (226 amino acids)
Source: RefSeq, a predicted model, not a curated record